GGACGUUUCCAAAUCCAACGGCUCAGAUCCUCUCGAAGCUUCACGAGCGUGAAGGGGAAGCCAAAACCCCUUCGUUUAUAAAACCUCAUCCGGCGCUCGCCGGAAACCGACUCCAAGGUGAUAGGUGAGCGUCGCAGCGAGCUUUAUCUGCCCAAGUACCCCGAAACACUAGUCCUCCAAUCCGUCUUCAGUAAAUGGCAUCAGCUUUCAGCACCAUGUCUUUUGCUGCUCCUACUGGCCUUGCAAUGGACAACAAGCUUUCGGCUUCUACUAAAAAGCUUUCCCAAUUUUCUUCUCUUUCUUCUAUAUCAUCUACUUCCAUCAGUGGCAGGAGGCAGAAUGUGCGCCUACAGAAAAGAUGUAACUCAAAAAUCAGUGCGAUGGCCAAGGAAUUGUACUUUAACAAGGAUGGAUCUGCUAUUAAAAAACUGCAAACUGGUGUAAAUAAGCUUGCAGACCUUGUUGGUGUUACUCUUGGUCCAAAAGGCAGAAAUGUUGUUCUGGAGAGCAAAUAUGGAUCUCCUAAAAUCGUCAACGAUGGGGUUACAGUGGCCAAAGAGGUUGAACUAGAGGAUGCUGUUGAGAAUAUUGGUGCAAAGCUGGUAAGGCAAGCUGCUGCAAAGACCAAUGACUUAGCUGGAGAUGGAACAACUACUUCUGUUGUUCUUGCUCAAGGUUUGAUUGCUGAAGGUGUUAAGGUGGUUGCAGCAGGUGCCAACCCAGUUCAGAUUACUCGUGGCAUUGAGAAAACUGCCAAAGCACUGGUUUCUGAACUCCAGAAUAUGUCUAAGGAGGUUGAAGACAGUGAACUUGCAGAUGUAGCUGCAGUGAGUGCUGGAAACAACUAUGAAAUAGGAAACAUGAUAGCUGAGGCUAUGAGCAAGGUGGGUAGGAAGGGGGUGGUUACACUUGAAGAAGGAAAAAGUGCAGAGAACAGCCUCUAUGUGGUGGAGGGAAUGCAAUUUGAUCGUGGUUAUAUUUCCCCCUACUUUGUAACAGAUAGUGAGAAAAUGUCAGUUGAAUAUGAGAAUUGCAAGUUGCUUCUUGUUGACAAGAAAAUUACAAAUGCAAGAGAUCUCAUCAAUGUUUUGGAAGAUGCCAUCAGAGGGGGUUAUCCUAUACUGGUAAUUGCGGAAGACAUUGAACAGGAAGCACUUGCAACUCUUGUUGUGAACAGGCUUAGAGGGGCAUUGAAGAUUGCUGCACUCAAAGCCCCUGGAUUUGGAGAGCGCAAAAGUCAAUACCUUGAUGACAUCGCAAUACUGACUGGAGCAACUGUCAUAAGAGAUGAAGUUGGGCUAACACUGGAUAAGGCUGACAAAGAGGUCUUGGGUACUGCUGCAAAGGUUGUACUAACCAAAGAUUCAACCACCAUAGUUGGUGAUGGGAGCACACAGGAAGCAGUAAAUAAAAGAGUUGCACAGAUCCGUAAUCUGAUUGAGGCUGCUGAACAAGAAUAUGAAAAGGAAAAGCUUAAUGAGAGGAUAGCAAAACUCUCUGGUGGUGUUGCUGUCAUUCAGGUUGGAGCACAAACAGAAACAGAACUGAAAGAGAAGAAAUUGAGAGUUGAAGAUGCUCUCAAUGCUACAAAGGCUGCUGUUGAGGAAGGAAUUGUUGUUGGUGGUGGCUGUACUCUUUUGAGGCUUGCGGCAAAGGUUGAUGCCAUUAAGGAGACUCUUGAGAACGAUGAGCAAAAGGUUGGGGCGGAUAUAGUGAAGAGGGCUUUGAGCUAUCCACUGAAAUUGAUUGCUAAAAAUGCUGGUGUCAAUGGAAGUGUGGUCAUUGAGAAGGUGCUUGCUAGUGAUAACCCUAAAUAUGGUUACAAUGCUGCAACCGGAAAGUACGAGGAUUUGAUGGCGGCGGGUAUUAUUGACCCAACUAAGGUGGUGAGGUGCUGUUUAGAGCAUGCAGCUUCAGUCGCCAAGACCUUCCUCACCUCAGAUGUUGUGGUUGUUGACGUCAAGGAGCCUGAGCCUGUGCCUGCAGGAAACCCAAUGGAUAAUUCAGGGUAUGGGUACUAAAUAAUUGGGACGGUGAUAAGAAUCAGGGGAUCCUUUAUUGCUGGAGUUGCAAAUUUUGGAGCUCUUUCAUUUUAUAAAUUUAAUUCAAAUUGUUUUACACCGGAACUGGAUCUGAGAUGUUAGGUAGUGACAUGGUUGUCACUUUGCGGCAUGUUUAUCAGCUUGCUGGUGUCAAUUUUAUCACAUGUUGAGACUUCUUUAGAAAUGAUUUAUGUGCUGCAAUUUAAAGAGGCUUCACUGGAUAUGCAGAAUUAACUUGUAGCA
This is a messenger RNA of Elaeis guineensis (African oil palm), 2285 nucleotides long. Its product is annotated as ruBisCO large subunit-binding protein subunit beta, chloroplastic. NCBI's taxonomy places the organism in Eukaryota, Viridiplantae, Streptophyta, Magnoliopsida, Arecales, Arecaceae. The record is from RefSeq and is a predicted model, not a curated record. Gene Ontology annotation, biological process: protein refolding. Gene Ontology annotation, molecular function: ATP binding; ATP-dependent protein folding chaperone.